UUAUCCAUUACCCAUUACUCAAGUAGCUCAACUUCGCUUUUUGAAAGAUCGCAGAGCGCACUAGACACAGUCUUCCACCAUUCCGUCCAAAUAGCACACAUACGCAGGCGAUUAUCUACAUUGUCACUAGCUGAGAUGUCUGCUCCCGGGGCUGGUCAUGAGUUUGCUCCCCAGGAAGUCUCCUGGCAGAAGCGCGAUAUUCUCCUGUUUGCUAACAGCAUUGGCUGCAAAGCUGAUGAGCUUCACUUUCUUUACGAACUACACCCCAGAUUCGCGGUCUUUCCAACCUACCCGGUUAUCCUUCCAUUUAAGCUCACUGAUCAGGAAGUGGUUGACUUCUAUGCUCGGGCAGGCGGUGCCCCUAUCCCCGGAGCCCCCAAGCUCGACUACCGCCGUGUCGUGGAUGGUCAGCGGCGAAUCAUCGCCCUGAAGCCUCUUCCAACAUCCAGCGCAGGUCGAAAAUUCGAGUUGCGCAACAAAGUCAUUGGACUUUAUGAUAAGGGCAAGGCCGGGACUGUGCUGGAGACAGAACAGUCGAUUGUCGACCAGGCCACUGGAGACAUCUUUACGAAGAUCCUGAGCAGCAGCUUCUUUGUCGGACAGGGCGGCUGGGGAGGUCCAAAGGGCCCAAGCACGGUGAAUUACCCUCCUCCGAAGGGUAAAAGUCCCGACGCCACCCAUGUGAUCCAGACGACGUCCGAAACGGCUCUCUUAUAUCGUCUCAAUGGUGAUUAUAAUCCUCUCCAUGCAACUCCCGAGCCGGGCGCGAAGAUGGGUUUCGGUGGUACCAUCAUCCAUGGACUCUUCAGCUGGAACGCCGCAGCCCAUGGUGUAUUGAGAGAAAUUGGACAGAGCGACCCAGAAAACCUGAAAGAGUUCCAAGCGCGCUUUGCCUCUCCGGUAAAACCAGGCGACAAACUUACUACUGAGAUAUGGCGGAUGGGCAGGCUGGGAGGCGGAGAUGAGGAGAUUCGUUUUAUUGUGAGAAACGACCAGGGUAAGGUGGUACUCAGCAAUGGCCGUUGUCUGUUGAAAGCUACCGACUCGAAGGCCAAGCUGUAGUUGCAGUUCCAUAGGUUGACUAGAAAAAACCUUUAUAUCACAUGUGUAGAUUGUCAG
This is a messenger RNA of Aspergillus fijiensis CBS 313.89, 1119 nucleotides long. Its product is annotated as putative peroxisomal dehydratase. The record is from RefSeq and is a predicted model, not a curated record. Lineage: Eukaryota; Fungi; Ascomycota; Eurotiomycetes; Eurotiales; Aspergillaceae. The coding region runs from base 136 to 1062 and encodes 308 amino acids. Gene Ontology annotation, cellular component: peroxisome. The transcript has 5 exons.